UUCUUACUUAGAUGAAGCCAACCACAUAACCCAGCCGUUAUUUUUCCUUCAUCAUAGAUGCUUGGCUGCUACAGGAGUUUCCUUGAUAAAGACAAGAUCAUCCUUGAAUUCACCUGUAGAGGAUGGAUCUGGAAGGACAGACUGGACAAGCAUGAAAGGAGGACUGCUUUAAAGUCAUGUCUGGCAGAUUGACGAUCCUCUUGCUUCUUUUGAAUUGCAGCCAUGGCGCCCUUGCUUUAUCAGGCUACUUCUGGCACAUAAGUGACCUGCAUCUGGAACCAGAAUACAAGCUUUCAAAUGAUCUGUACACCGUCUGCCCCUCCAGUGGUCCGAACCCAGCACUCAGCGCUGGUCCUUUUGGUGAUUACCAUUGUGACUCUCCUUGGGCCCUGAUUGAGUCCUCCAUUAAAGCUAUGAAACAAUUUUUUCCAACUCCAGACUUCAUCUUCUGGACUGGGGAUGACACCCCACAUGUGGCAGAUAGCCAGCUGGGAUCUGAAAAAGUUUUCACUAUCAUACAAAACCUGACCACCAUAAUCAAUAAAACUUUUCCAGCGGUUGCAGUGUACUCAACAUUGGGGAACCAUGAUUUCCAUCCCAAAAGCCAGUUACCCCCUGGAUACAAUGACUUUUAUGAAAGAAUUGCUUCGUUAUGGGGAUCUUGGCUGGGUAAUGCUCAAGAAAAAUUCAAGGAUGGUGCAUACUACAAAAUGACACUUUCGGGACAGAACAAAUUUCACAUCCUUGUGCUCAACACCAACCUGUAUUAUGAAAAGAAUAUGGAGAAUGAAAACUUGGAAGACCCUGGGAAUCAGUUCAAAUGGCUAGAAAAUGAGUUAAGUGCCGCAGUAAACUUAAAAGAUAAGGUUUAUAUCAUUGGACACGUUCCUCCCGGAAUGUUUGAGAAGAAGAGGGACACAUUUUGGUUCAGGCCCAAUUAUAACAAGAAGUACAUUGAGAUCAUUCAGAAGUAUCACAGCGCCAUUGCAGGGCAGUUCUUUGGGCAUCAGCACACUGAUUCCUUUAGGAUGUUCUACGACAACAAAGGAAACCCAAUAAGCACAAUGUUUCUUACACCUGCCAUCACUCCUUGGAAGACAACUCUGUCUGGUGUGGUAAACGGAGCAAAUAACCCUGGCAUCCGAUUGUUUGAAUAUGACAAGGACACCCUGCUUGUCAAGGAUAUGGUGACCUAUUACCUGAAUCUCACUUAUGCCAACCGUAAUUCUCCCCGAUGGGAGAAGGAGUACCGCCUGUCAGAAUCCUUUAACGUUCCCGAUGGCUCACCCGUCUCCAUGCAUGAAGUUUUACACAAGAUAUCCACCAAGGAAUUCUACCUGCAGAAGUACUAUCAGCUGAACUCGGUGAAUUACGACCUGUCAGAGUGCAACGCCCACUGUAGAGCUAAACACGUGUGUGCAAUCAAGGAGGUGGACUUUAGCCGCUAUAAAAAGUGCAUCCUGGAGAAUUCAUCCGUUCUGAUUUCCGUGAUGUCUGUUUUUUGGAUGCUACCACUUGUUGUAUUAGGGGAGAUGGUAUAACAACGGAAACGCUGGUUUUAAACUCACGCCUAUACCAUCGUUUUGUAGCGUAAUAAAUCAUGCAUUUCUUAUCUGUGA
Messenger RNA from Polypterus senegalus (gray bichir), 1619 nucleotides. RefSeq names its product sphingomyelin phosphodiesterase acid like 3B (gene smpdl3b). The coding region runs from base 177 to 1541 and encodes 454 amino acids. The transcript has 9 exons. Gene Ontology annotation, biological process: sphingomyelin catabolic process. The record is from RefSeq and is a predicted model, not a curated record. Gene Ontology annotation, molecular function: sphingomyelin phosphodiesterase activity. Lineage: Eukaryota; Metazoa; Chordata; Cladistia; Polypteriformes; Polypteridae.